UUGCCUCAGCCACAGUACUACGGCAAUACCAAGGCCGCCAAGGAGGACUACUGCGACAUGGUGUUAUCUCGUCACCCGAAGGUGGAUGACCCCUUGAGCAUUCCGAUCGACGAGGAGUCGUUGGUCCUGUCGGGGCGCGGGCGUCCGCAUGGCCGUUACCCCUUUCUGAAUAAGGCGGUCAAGCCUACCCCAGCCACGAGCUACACGCGUCUCAAGCAUACCCUCACCGCCGACAGCCCCCAGCCUCGUCCACGGCCUGCUCGUCCACCCGCCUACGAUCCUGAGUUCGAGGCGGCCUUCGAAGCCUGCAAUGAAGCGUAUCAGCAGGCUGCUGCCCAGUGGAAUAGGCAGAAUACGGCCUACAUGGCGUAUAUAGGAGUAAGUCUGAAUCUUUCUUCUCGCAAGUAGAUGACAAGUCUCAGUUUGAUGCUUUAUUUCUGCAAAGCCUAACUUGUAACCUAUCUUGCAGGAAAUGAUGAUUUCUAUGUCUACUGGUACAUCGCCACCGGCUCGAGUUACCGUGGCGGGGGACAUGCCUAUCAUGCCAUCGAGGGCAGCUUUCGCUGCGACUUACUACGGAUUCACACCGGAGGUAAGUUCUUUGCCAAACCGGUAGUUACCACUUUCCUUUGCCUCGCAAGUUGCUAACAUGUAGGGAACACGUAGGGAAUGGGAUGC
Molecule: messenger RNA, 678 nt
Organism: Lolium perenne
Lineage: Eukaryota; Viridiplantae; Streptophyta; Magnoliopsida; Poales; Poaceae
Source: RefSeq, a predicted model, not a curated record